This is a messenger RNA of Culex quinquefasciatus (southern house mosquito), 1731 nucleotides long. Its product is annotated as esterase E4. NCBI's taxonomy places the organism in Eukaryota, Metazoa, Arthropoda, Insecta, Diptera, Culicidae. The record is from RefSeq and is a predicted model, not a curated record. Bases 1 to 1731 code for a protein of 576 amino acids. The transcript has 5 exons.
AUGAAUCACACAUCAUUGCUACUAACUCUCGUUGCCAUUGCUGCAACCGGUCUCGAGUGUGGCUACGCCGCCAUCGGGGACCAAUUCGCGUUCGAACGAGUUCUGCCAGAACCGAGACUAUGCAUCCAGGAUGGCUGCCUUCAAGGGAGGUUCUUCAACGGAGUUGGAGCUGAUCAGUACGAGGGAUAUCUUGGGAUUCCUUUCGCCAAGCCUCCCGUUGGGCGGUUACGUUUCAAGAAUCCCGUACGGAACGAUCCCUGGAGUGGAGACUACGACGCCACGUGGGAACGCAGUCGAUGCCUGCAGAAAAACGACAUCUUUCCUCAGCAAACUGUGCAGGGCAGUGAAGAUUGUCUGUACUUGAACGUGUUCCGACCGAAAAACGUUGCCGGACCCCUUCCGGUUGUAUUCUUUAUACACGGUGGAGGAUACAGCGCUGGGUCAAGUUCGAUGGCGGAAUUUGGACCAGAUCGAUUCAUGGAUACCAAGAAAGUUAUCCUGGUGAUUCCCCAGUAUCGCUUGGGAAUUUUUGGAUUCUUAUCGACGGAGGAUCGCGCUUCUCCGGGGAACUACGGUUUGAAGGAUCAACUGUUUGCGUUGAGAUGGACUCAACGGAACAUCGCGUACUUUGGAGGUGAUCCCAAACUUGUGACCUUGAUGGGAAACAGUGUUGGUGGAAGUUCCGUGCAGAAUCACAUGAUGUCCCCUCAGAGCAAGGGACUCUUCGCCAGGGCUGUCAGCAUGAGUGGAAAUGCGCUUGGCUUUUGGAACUACAACAUCGAUCGUCUGGACUUGGCUCGACGUCAAGCGGAAGCCGUUGGGAUCGUGAACGCUACGAGCAUGUCUACGGAUCAGCUCGUCGAAGCGCUUACAGAGGUGGAUGGGAUUGAGUUGGUUAGGAGUAUUGACAAGCUAAAGUACUUCUACGUGCAUCCCAUCCCACUUUAUCAUCCGACGGUGGAGCGAGUCGUUGAUCAGGACACGUUCAUCAGUGAAGAUCCACGAUUGUUGUGGGAAUCUGGACGAUAUGAACCUGUCCCGUAUACGAUUGGAUUUCUACCAAACGAGGGAUCCUUCUACUCAUCGGUCAUACUUACGAACCUAACAUUGCUGAACACGCUGAACAAUAACUCUGCAAAAUUUAUUCCGCAACUCGUUGGUGCGAACCACCCUGUGAGUGUUCAAAUGCUUAAGGAUCGAUUCUUCCCCGACGGGAGUGACGAGCAGUGGCUUACGGAGCAAAAUCUGGAAAAUUUGACAAUUAUGAUAAGUGAGGGACUGUUCUACCACGGAAUCGUACUCACCGUGAAGCAAGUCCUCGCUUUGAAAGACCAACAAGCGCCCCCCUUGAGCGUUUACUACUUCAACUUUAAAGGACCGUACUCGCAGUCGUACUACGAUACGUACACGUUCGGGGAUUUCGGGAUCUGCCAUGCCGACGAGCUGCUGUACCUGUUCAAGGCGAGCGGUCUCUUUGCGGACUUUGAGCCGCAAUCGCCGGCGUGGUACAUGGCGAAGGGAUUUGUGGAUUAUUUUGUAGAAAUCGCCUACAAUGGAACGGCAGGCCCCCUCUGCGCCAUCGAAAGCUGCCAGUUGCUGGAAUUUAAAAAUUCGCAGGAUGUAGCCAACCCUGUUGAGCGAGGUCGAAUCAAUGGGUUCGACGAAGACAACAUCUACAGUUCAGAAUCGAUUAUCCGAAGUUCAAUUAUCCAAGGAUUUGAAUCAAGGUAA